This is a messenger RNA of Trypanosoma conorhini, 2883 nucleotides long. RefSeq lists its product as uncharacterized. The transcript has a single exon. The record is from RefSeq and is a predicted model, not a curated record. NCBI's taxonomy places the organism in Eukaryota, Euglenozoa, Kinetoplastea, Trypanosomatida, Trypanosomatidae. Bases 1 to 2883 code for a protein of 960 amino acids.
AUGUUUUACUGUGCCACCUGUGGUGCUCUAUUUGCAACCGUCCAGCAGCUGGCGCUGCAUCAGCGGACCAACUGCGGCGGCGCGCAACUCGCCUACGCCAGGCAGUUGCAGUACGCCCCAAGCGUCGUGCCCAACCUCCACAACGGCGUGUACCCCGGCGACUUCAAUGUGUUACAGGGCGAUGCGUGUUUGUUGAACCCGUUCCCGGGCGCCGUGCCCGCCGGUGCUUUGAGCGCGCCGGUCUACACGGGCGGGGUGGACAGCAUAGCGCUGGCGCGGCAGCUGACGGCCCCGGCGAUCGCUGGCCCCCCCGCUGGCUACAGCCUCCCCGAAAAGGACUUGUACAUGAAUAACCAGCUGGCGCAAAUGGCGAUUCGACUCUCACGGGCGCAGCAGGAGGUGGCGCAACUUCGGGGUGAGUUGGGGGUGCGGAUUUUGCCGCCGCCGUCCAACGAGUACCAGGACGGCGCUGGACAAGUUGCGCUUUGGAAUAAUCAACAACUGCAGCAGCAAUCUCCCAGGUCGCGGCUGUCGUCGGAUUGGCGUCUAGGCUAUGGAAACGGUGUGGCUUCCGCGCCUGUUGCGCCAUCCAUGUCUUUGCUGGAGCCGAAUAGCUACGCGCUGCUGUUGGACCGCGUGGUUGGUGUCGAUAUUCAGGUCUCAUUAGAGGACGUCGUUGUCGCCGUGGACGAGUACCACCUCCUCGACGGCAUUGACCAGCAGCUGCUGGAGUCCAUCCGGCAACGGUGCUACUUCCCCCUAACAGUUCAAAAGGAGGGUUUUGCCCAGCUUGCCGUCUCGCUUAAGACCCCGUUUGACUUUACAGUUCGGCGCAGCAAUGAGCUACACGUCUUCAUUAUCACCUUCUCGUGCCACGACAAGGUCCUUUUCUGGGCCUCGGUGUGCGCUCGUCAAGAGGGCAUGUGGAUAGCGGCGCUGCGGCAGCCGCCGGUGGACGCCUCGGUCGCCUUGGAGGUGGCGAACAACAGCCUCCCGGAGACGAUGCUGCGCGGGACGAUUCACAGCACCAAGGCAACGGAUGUACUGGCCGCCGCGGAGAAAUACCUGAGCAACGCCGCCGCCCUGCGCCUGAUUCCGGUGGGGAAAGGGCCACAGUCCUCCUCGUCGUCGUCGGGGCAGCUGCAAACCCCGGCCGAGGAGGAGGAGGAACUUCAGCCGGACAUGGCCCUCGUCAAGAGUCGUCUUUGGAAGCUGGAGUUUGACGACAAGGGCACCCUCAUUGUUCCCGCAAAGUUCAAGUCCUCCGCCGCCUCGCAUGCGCGCCUCGGGAAACUCACGCAGGAGUUAGAUAUGGAGGCAAGCGUUUUGCUGCAGGUGCGUGCCGAGAACGCCCCGCUUCCGCCACGCGGACCAGCGGGUCAUGGACCGAACAACGAUGAGGUAAGUUUCUACGUGAGUUACGUCACCGGCCUUCCCCUCAACGCGGCCUACUCGCGCGCCCUCGUGUACCUGAUUGAGCACGUAGACCCGAAUACGGGGGAGGUCAUGAGCAACGCCGGCAGUCCCGCGGUGCUGCUGCGCUCCCCCGACGCGAUCCAGUACCCGAAUAUUGGGGCCAGCGCCAUGUUUCCCCUGUUCAAGGUAAACAUGCCAAGCAUCAUUGUGACAGAGAAAACCCACGCCCUUGUCAUUGUUGAGUACGUCACCCGGAAUGAGGUGGGGCCGUGCGUCUUUGGGCAUGCCGCCUUGCCCAUCCACAAAAACGCGGGGCGUGGCAACUUUGUCUCACGAAUGCGACUGGGGGACCCGCGACGACCCGCGGCCCGUGACGUUUUCUCGGGGGUUUCACUUUUUGCGGAGCGAAAAGCUAUGAAGCAGUAUUCGCAGGAUGAAAUAGAGGACGCACUAAACUCGCAGGCGCUGUAUGAAUUGCUCUUUACGCCAGUAAAGGCUCAUGCGGGGUGCUGCCCGUGUGGUUACAUUAUGUGGUGCCUAGACAGCGACCCAAACGCGCCACACUUUGACUUUCCCCGCGAGCCACGCCCCACGGCCGCGGAGCGGGAACUGUACUUGAUGCGGCAGAAAGUAGAUCAGAGUACUCUGCCGUCUUUCAACGACUGGGAGGAGGCUGUGGCUGCGUUUGGGGGGAGUGCCAAGCCUAUGGGCAACCGGAUCAGCAGAGUUGUGCCGUACAGCCCCGGACGCGGCUUUUACCUCGAUGUGGAGAGUUUGCACGGCAUGGGGACGGACCGCGCCCUCUACGCCGUCGCCGUGGAUUUGGGGUUUGAGGGCCAUGAAGGAAUCACGCAGGCGCUACAGCGCGACUGGGCCUCCGACGCCGGGGCACCGCAGUUUAAGGAGCCGCUGCGCAUGCUGACUUUAGUCGACUACGACCAGUACUGCACGGUCAUCUUUUACCUACUCAAGGUGUCGAACCUCAAGUCGGUGAAGAAGCAAGGGGAGAAGCAGCUCACGGUAGACUCGGUGGGGUGGACGAUGCUGAAGCUGCUAAUAGAGGGGGACGUUUUACGCCACGGCCGGUACGCCCUGCCGUGGUUCGCCGGACUUCCGCCGCCGGAGAUGAUGGAUCAGCUGGAUUCGGAGCCGAUUGAAAAGGUCUUUUCUAGCUGGUUCGGUGCCAAUAAAUUGCGCUUCAUGGAGUCAAAGUCCACCGUAGUGGUUUCCAUCAGCGACGCGGCGGACGUGGAGCAAAUCGUCGCUGACCACCCUGCCCGUCCCUUGCCGGCGAAGCUGUUUGUCCCCGCAGCUGCAAAGGAGUCCUACCCGGCCGGGGUCCAUGAAGGCGCCGUCGGCUACACGCAGCAACGUCUUGUAGAGUCAAUGGGGCUGGAUGUAAAGGACGUGGACCUCGCGCUUGCCGCCUGCGUUGGGGCCUACAUUAAGGAGAAUCUGCGUGAUUAG